GCUGAGCUCUCAAAUCUAGCAGAAUAACAGUUUUGAGGCUCCAGCUCUCCUUAAAGCACACAUAUUAUAAGAUAUUUUAUUGACAGCAAUGGUCUCAAGAAUAUUUCAUCAUUGGUUUGCUAGAAAAGUCUUCUUGGAGACUAAAAGAAAUCUGCAACCAGAUAAGAUACAGCUCAACAAGACUUAUGGGGUUCAACAAUCCUGUACAUUCCACAAUGAAAGCCCUCCCUUGAGACCCAUACUGACUACCAGCUAUGUCCAUGGAACAUCCAACAUACCACUCAUAGGAAAAACUGUGGGACAGUGUCUAGAGGAAACAACAAAUAAAUUUCCAGAUCGAGAGGCUGCAGUGUUUGUUUGGGAAGGCAUCAGAAAAACAUAUGCGGAGUUCAACAAGGAGGUGGACACGUUGGCUGCAGGGUUGUUAGCCAUUGGCUUGAUGAAGGGGGACCGUCUUGGAGUGUGGGGCCCUAACUCUUACGGAUGGCUCUUGUUCCAGUUUGCAACAGCCAAAGCUGGGAUUAUCUUGGUCACAAUAAAUCCAGCCUACCAGUCACAAGAACUGGAAAAUGCUUUGAGAAAGGUUGGUUGCAAGGCACUUGUAUUUCCUAAUGAAUUCAAAACCCAGAAGUAUUAUGAACUACUAAUGAAUGUCUGUCCAGAGGUGGAGCAAUCUAGUGCAGGAGGGAUCAACAGUGCACGGUUACCAGAACUGAGGACAGUAAUCAUGCUGGACAAUAGGCAGCCAGGCACAUUUCAUUUAGAUGAAGUUAUGCUGGCUGGAAGCACAAGUUAUGUCCAACAGCUUCAGGAGCUACAGAAAACAAUGUCCUUUGAUGAUCCAAUCAAUAUCCAAUUUACCUCUGGAACAAGUGGGAUGCCAAAAGCAGUGAUCCUAACACAUUUCACCAUGCUGAACAACGCAGCAUUGGCAGGUUUCAGACUGGGAUACAACUGGCGAGUUACCCGCAUCUGUUUAUUAGCUCCCAUGUAUCACUGCUUUGGAACAGUGCUUGGAUGCAUGACCAUGCCCAUCUUUGGCAGUACUAUUGUUUAUUCAUCUCCGUCAUUUGAUGGGAGGGCAGCACUGGAAGCCAUCAGUAAAGAAAAGUGUACAUCCAUAUGCGGAACUCCAACAAUGUUUAUUGAGAUGCUGUCCCAGCCAGACAUUUCCAAGUUUGACUUGUCAAGUCUGCAGACAGGCAUUAUUUCAGCAUCUCCAGUUCCAAAAGAAAUCUUUAAGAAAGUUAUGACAGAAAUGCACUGCCAUGAACUCACAGUUGCCUAUGGGAUAACAGAAACCAGUGGUGUCACAUUUCUUGGCUUUCCCUUUGAAGAUUUAGAAAGGAAGAUAGAAACUGUUGGAUAUAUUCUGCCCCAUAUACAGGCUAAAGUCGUAGACACCAGUACAGGUCAUGUAGCACCUCUUAAUACAUCAGGAGAAAUAUAUAUUCGGGGCUACUGUGUCAUGUUGGGAUACUGGGGUGACCUUGAGAAAACCAAAGAAGCUAUAGCUCCUGAUGGUUGGUAUAAAACAGGAGAUUUGGGAACAAUGGAUGAGUAUGGAUACCUCAGGAUUGUGGGCCGCUGCAGUGAUAUGAUUAUCCGAGGUGGACAGAACAUCUACCCUGCUGAGAUUGAACAGUUUCUACAUAAACAUCCCAAGAUCCAAGAAGCACAGGUUGUUGGUGUGAAGGAUAAAAGGAUGGGCGAAGAGGUCUGUGCAUGUCUGCGUCUGAAUGAAGGUCAGGUAGUCACGACCGAUGAGAUCAAGUCAGUCUGCAAAGGGCAGUUAUCCCAUUUUAAGAUUCCCAAAUACGUGGUGACUGUGAACAGCUAUCCUAUGACUACGUCGGGAAAAAUUCAGAAAUAUUUACUAAAGAAAGAAAUGGAAAAACAUCUUGGACUUUAAACAUCUGCAGGAGGUCUGUAGCAGGUUCCUAGGUGUGGUGACAUUCCCUUCCAAUACUUAUGGUGACUGCUGUGGUAGAUGAAUAUUCCUUGCUUCAGUCUUUUUUUGCCAUUCCUGGCCCAUGUCAAAAAUCUCUUCUCCAUGGAUUGUGUUAAUUUCAUGAACUACAUACCUCUAAUGAAUGAUGGCAUAUUUUCCCUCCACUGAUUUUGUUCAUAUCAUGGACUAGAUAUUCCCAAUGAAUGAUGAAGGCUAAAAGCAAUGUGAAGCACUUUUAGUAAGGUCUUAAAUUAUGUUUUCCAGUUUCUACAUUCAAAUAUUCUUUGUUGUUUUGAUGUUGUUACGUGCUGAAAUGCUGUACUGGGAAGACUUACUAUAUGUAAAGAUUAUUUAGAAAAUUGUAGAUUGUUUAUAACUAUAUUCAGUACCUACAUACAAAUAAACAAGUUUGAUAAAACAGGUAAGAAAUAAAUUUGAGCACAUUGGCCUCAUAUUAUAAUCUAUUUAUUUUUAUUUCUUCAUUUCAUUUAACUGGGAAAGGCUGACUGAUCCCAAAAAGAGUGCCCUUUCAAGAGUGGCCCAGGGAAAAAUGCUCCAUGGAUUACAAUGAAACUAUAAUUGAAAUUACAGCUAUUGUCCAGAGAUACAAAGAGUAAAUAGUAGUACUGAAACAUUUUCAGGGAAAGAGAUAAUAAUAUAUUUUGAGAAAAAAUAUGCAACCACUCUUUAUUUACAAAAAGAGUAUUAGCAUCAAGUCAAUAUUAGAAAACAAUAAAAGUGCAGUUCCACUUACAAGAUCCAACAUUUUAGGUAGUUUUCCAUGUGGAAGAUGUAAACAAUGUAGGUUUAUUAGUAAUGUUUCCUGUUUUGAAUUUAAACACAAUGGUAAGACCUUUUGGGCUAGAGAUCGAUAUACCUGUAACACCACAAAUGUUGUUUACUGUGUCAAAUGUGAUUCAUGUGACUGUUUUUAUAUUGGAAAGACUAUUAGAGCCCUUAACAAAAGUAUCUAUGAGCAUUGUUUGGCAGUAAAAAAGAAGAAAGACAUUACCAAUGCUUUGGCAGUUCAUGCCAGUAUUUGUCCUUCUUUUAAGAAGUUUUCUUUUUUGUGUUAGAAAGAAUCAAUUCUGAUUUAUUUACUGGGGAUUACAAGAUGUUACUUGAAUGUCAUGAAAGUUUAUGGCAAAUAUCUUUGAUAGCUGAUCAAACACCUGGUCUUAAUGGCACUAUUAACAUCAAAUGUUUUUUGUUAUUAGCAAAGCUUAGAUAAUCACUUUUACAAUUUUGUUGGUAUGAAAUUAUCAUUACUGAAAUUGUUUUUAUAUAACAAAACAUAUAUAUUUAUGUACUCAAAUUGAUUUAUAUUUACAUUUUUAUUUUUAUACUGAUUUAAUUAUUCAUUUAGUUUUAUAUUAACUUAAUUAAGUUUUGAGCCAUGUGAUCUUGUGACACGUUGUAUUUAAAUGAAUGGAGUGUGUGAGGCAAUUUUUCUGAAGAAGCUCAGUUGAAUUAAAGUGAGUGAAAGCGCUAAAACUGCCGUCUUGUGAUUGGAUUUUAUUGUCUCCUGGUUUUGGUGUUUUCUUUUUAUCUAGUAUAUGUAUUGUAUUUACAUUUUCAAUUGAUUGCAUUUUCCUGUAUGAAGCUGGUAGCUGGGGGGAGGGGGUUAGUGUGUUAAUAUAACUAUACAGUGACAAAUGUUAGUCAUUCAGUAUUAAAAAGGGUAUGGAUAGGGAAGAAAAACUGAAUAUCAGUGAAAGUGUUUGAAUCAUACAGGAAAAGGGUUAGCUUGAUCGAAAGUUGGUCAAGAUUGAUAUACAGAGUGAUACAGAGGGAUGGUUAGGUUGAUUGAAAGGAUAUUCUUUUGCAGAAGUGUGUAAGUAAUAGAAUGCUA
This is a messenger RNA of Protopterus annectens (West African lungfish), 3803 nucleotides long. Its product is annotated as medium-chain acyl-CoA ligase ACSF2, mitochondrial-like. The transcript is spliced from 16 exons. Bases 89 to 1912 code for a protein of 607 amino acids. Gene Ontology annotation, molecular function: medium-chain fatty acid-CoA ligase activity. The record is from RefSeq and is a predicted model, not a curated record. NCBI's taxonomy places the organism in Eukaryota, Metazoa, Chordata, Ceratodontiformes, Protopteridae. Gene Ontology annotation, biological process: fatty acid metabolic process.